Propithecus coquereli (Coquerel's sifaka) is the source of this 3413-nucleotide messenger RNA. RefSeq names its product von Willebrand factor A domain containing 5A (gene VWA5A). NCBI's taxonomy places the organism in Eukaryota, Metazoa, Chordata, Mammalia, Primates, Indriidae. Bases 144 to 2498 code for a protein of 784 amino acids. The record is from RefSeq and is a predicted model, not a curated record. The transcript has 19 exons.
GCGACCGCACAGCCUGUCCUGGGGCUGGAUGCCACCCUCUGCACCUGAGGACCAAAAUCUGCACAUUCUAACUUCCUUUCCGCAGAUCUGAAACCUGUAGAGGCUUCUUGUAACUGCAAGUCCAGGAGAAACUCUGUAUCACCAUGGUGACCCCCUGUGGCCUGCUCACUGACAAACAGAAGCCCGUGCCGCUAAAGAGUAUUUCUGUGAGCUUGUCCAUUAAUGAGUUUGUGACUGGUGUGUCUGCAACCCUCAACUAUGAGAAUGAGCAGAAAGUUCCUUUGGAGGCUGCCUUUAUAUUCCCCAUGGAUGAAGACUCUGCUGUCUACAACUUCGAAGCCUUGGUGGAUGGGAAGAAAAUUGUAGCAGAAUUACAGGACAAGAUAAAGGCCCACGCAAACUAUGAGAAUGCCAUCUCCCAGGGGCACCAGGCCUUCUUACUGGAGGAGGACGUGAGCUCCAGGGAUGUCUUCUCUUGCAAUGUGGGGAACCUCCAACCUGGGGCGAAGGUAGCACUCACGCUGAGGUAUGUGCAGGAGCUGUCCCUGGAAGCAGAUGGUGCCCUGCGCUUCGUGCUCCCAACUGUCCUGAAUCCCAGAUACCAGCUCUCUGGAUGUUCUCAGCACAGCUGCCUUAAUAGGAGGAUUCCUAUAGUCCCUUUGGAGGAGGACCUGCCCUACACACUCAGUAUGGUCGCCACCAUCACUUCCCAGCAUGGCAUUGAGAAAGUCCAAUCCAACUGCCCCUUGAGUCCUACUGAGUACCUUGGAGAUGAUAAGACUUCUGCUCAGGUUUCCCUGGCUGAUGGACACAAGUAUGAUCGGGACGUGGAACUCCUGAUUUACUACAGUGAGGUGCAUACUCCCAGCGUAGCUGUAGAGAUGGGGAUGCCUGAAAUGAAGCCAGGGUGUUUGUUGGGAGAUCCAUCUGCAAUGGUGAGUUUCUAUCCAAAUAUCCCAGAAGCCCAGCCACCAAAUACCUGUGGAGAGUUUAUCUUCCUCAUAGACCGUUCAGGAAGUAUGGAGAGCCUCUUGAGUAGCCAGAGUAAAUCUCAGCCUCGUAUAGAGGCAGCCAAGGAAACACUGAUUUUGCUGCUGAAGAGUUUACCUGUAGGCUGUUAUUUCAACAUCUAUGGAUUUGGCUCUACCUAUGAGGCAUUCUUUCGGGAAAGUGUGAAGUACAGUCAGCAAACAAUGGAGGAGGCACUGGGGAGAGUGAAGUGUAUUCGGGCAGACCUAGGGGGCACUGAAAUCUUGGCACCACUCCAGAACAUUUACAGGGCACCCUCCAUCCCAGGCCAUCCCCUACAGCUUUUUGUCUUCACAGAUGGAGAAGUUAGUGACACAUUCACUGUAAUUAAAGAAGUUGAAAUCAACAGGCAGAAACACAGAUGUUUCUCAUUUGGUAUUGGAGAAGGUGCCUCCACCAGCCUCAUAAAAGGCAUUGCCCUGGCCUCAAGGGGCACUUCAGAAUUUAUCACAGGCAAGGACAGGAUGCAGUCCAAGGUUCUUAGGACCCUGAAACAUUCCCUGCAGCCCAUGGUAGAGGAUGUCUCUGUGAGCUGGGAUUUGCCUCCUGGUCUAUCUGCUAAAAUGCUUUCCCCAGAACCAACUGUCAUCUUUAAGGGUCAGAGGUUAAUCAUCUAUGCCCAACUGACUGGGGCAAUGCCACCAGCAGAGACAACAGGAAAAGUAUGCCUCAAGUAUGCAUUCCAGGGCAAGAGUUUUGAGGAUAAGGUGACAUUUUCUCUACAACCCAAGCCUGAUGCCAACCUCACCAUUCACCGCCUUGCUGCCAAGUCCUUUAUCCAAACCAAGGACAUGGGCCUCAUGGAGACUCCAGCAAGUUGUAAAAGUGAAAUAUUGAACAUCAGCCUUGAGUCUGGAGUCAUAAGCUCCUUCACAGCUUUCAUUGCUAUCAACAAGGAGCUCAACAAGCCAGUUCAGGGGCCCUUGACUUACAUGGACAUUCCAAGGACAUUUCUGUUGGGAAGACUCCGAGGAGGUGGAGUAGCAAUGGCCCAAGCUCAGAGUUGCAGCCAAAAGAUGAAAUGUAUGGCUCGUUGUGGUAAGAUGGAAAAGACUCAUUCUCCCACCAAUAGGAACAACUUGGAAACUCACCAUACAGGAGGUAAUCUGUUUGAAAAGCAUCAGGCAGAAGCUGUUAGAGAGAAUCUUCUUAUACAGCUGAUAGCGCUACAAAAUGCAAACGGUUCUUGGGAUCUGAAUGAAGAUCUGGCCAAGGCCCUAGCCAUGAGUUUGGAAGAUAUAACGGCUGCACACCCUGCCGAGCUUGUGGAGCCUUCAGGCUGGGCCACGAUCCUGGCCGUGAUCUGGCUGCAUGCCAAUGUGAAGGACUUGAAGUGUGAGUGGGACCUCCUGGAAAGGAAGGCUGUGGCCUGGCUUCGCAUCCAUGCAGGCUCCACCACGCAAGCUCUUGUGAAAGUGGCUAAUACCCUCCUGAAGUCAUCUGUGAAUCCUGCUAUCUUCUCCUUCUGAGAAUAUUGUCCAGGAAAAGAAGUGCCUCUCCUUAGCUACUGCCACUUUCUUUACCAUCUCUUCUGCUGCGAUAUGUUUUUGUGUUUUAUGCCUCUCCCGCCAGUUUCUUGCCAUUAAAGUAAACGAUGCCCACCCCACCUUGCUUUUUUGUUCCAGAUUCCCUUAGCAUGUGAUCAUCCUUUCCUUACCAUGUCCGCUCAGACAAGUGACAGUGGUCCUAGAACCUUUUCUUUUCUUUGGAGGAGUUCAAAGCGUUCAUAUGCAGUAAUGUUCCUCCCAGGUUUUCCAAAGUGACAAUGCGAAAAACAGGUGACAAGGAUUUCAUCCUAAAGGUAGCAGCAUUGAUGUCAGGAAGUGCCUGAAUUAGAGAAUUCUCUGCAUGAUAUUUGUCUAUUCAAUUUCAAUCUUAAGUGCUUAUCAGAACCAUACUGGCAAGCUUUGAAGUUUUCCAUUCUUAGGAGGAGGAGUUAAAGGGAGGUAGAAAGCCAACAUCAGGAUCAAUGUAACCUCAAGAUCAUAAAGAGAGAGCCUCAUGAAGUCCACUGUGAGAGUUGGCACUACUGGGGACCUUGUUGAUUAAUCCUGCUGGGACUUUGCUAGCCUACCCUGCAUGCCCUUCCUUCCUGCCUAUGAGACUUGGGUUGAAUUACACCCGUUGGAGACAGAUGUUUCUGCUUAAUCAUUAAACAUCUUAGAGGGCUAUGGAAUGGACUCCUUAGUCCUUGCCUGAAUCUGGGAGGCCUCUAAGUCAGGCUCUCAUCUAGUGUAAUAAAGAGAAGAAAGGGUAUCAUGGCAGUUUUGCCUGAGACCUGAACCUGGAUCACUCACCGCAUGAGGAAGAAAGGAGCUCACAUGAUCGCCCCAGACCCUUAUGUCUCACACACCGUAUCCUAGUGCAAAUGACCCUGUUUGAUC